AUGGAGAAUGUUACUCAAAACCAACCUUCUUCAUUAACAUCUGGUGUUGGUGCAACUGAUGUUGCUGCCAAUGAAAUUCAUGUUGUUGGACUUCCUCCACUUGGAAAGAAGAGAAAACAAAAUGCUAAUGGUCCUAGGAAAUCCUCUCCUGCUUGGGACCAUUUUAUUAAAUUGCCUAAUGAAAUUGAAGCAGUAGCUGCUUGCAAACACUGUCAUAAGAAAUAUUUGUGUGAUCCAAAAACCCAUGGGACAUCUAACAUUCUUGCUCAUACAAAAGUAUCUACCAAGAUGCCACAAAAUGAUCCUACUCAAACGGCCCUCUCCUUUGCCGGUGGAGAGGGUGGUGGCUUGGUUGCCGCAAGCCAACGAUUUAAUUUGGCAGCUUGUAGGAAGGCUAUUGCUCUCUUUGUGAUCCUAGAUGAACAUGCUUUUAGGGUAGUUGAAGGGGAAGGCUUUAAGUUGUUAUGCAAACAAUUACAACCCCAAUUAACUAUUCCAUCAAGGAGAACUGUGGCGAGGGAUUGUUUUCAACUUUUUGUUGAUGAAAAAGCAAGAUUGAAAGGUUAUUUCAAAUCUGAUUGCAAUAGGGUAGCCUUAACCACUGAUUGUUGGACAUCCAUUCAGAAUCUUAGUUAUAUGACCCUAACUGCACACUUCAUUAACAAUGAUUGGAAGUAUGAAAAUAGGAUUCUAAGUUUUUGUUUAGUUCUUAAUCAUAAGGGUGAGACAAUUUGUAGAAAAGUUGAAGAGAUUUUAAGGGAAUGGGGAAUAAGGAAUGUGUCCACAAUCACUGUGGACAACGCAACAUCUAAUGAUGUAGCUGUUGCUUAUUUGAAGAAGAGGAUUGAUAAUAUGGGUGGUUUAAUGAGUGAUGGAUCUUUCUUUCAUCUUUGUUGUUGUGCACACAUUUUAAAUCUGGUGGUUCGUGAUGGUUUAAAACAGAAUGAUUUAUCCAUUUCUGCCAUUAGAAAUGCUGUUAGAUUUGUUAGGUCAUCACCCCAAAGAUCUACAAAGUUCAAAGAAUGUAUUGAGUUUGCUAGUAUUAAUUGCAAGAAACUUCUCUGUCUAGAUGUUCCGACAAGGUGGAACUCAUGUUAUUUGAUGCUAGAUGCUGCUGAAAAGUAUCAAGCAGCAUUUGAGAAAAUGGAAGGUGAAGAUUUUAGCUAUUUGGAAUUUUUUGGAUUAGUUGGCCCCCCUACUCUUAAUGAUUGGGAGAAUGUUAGGUGUCUAGUAAGUUUUUUCAAAAUUUUCUAUGAUGCUACUAUGGAAUUUUCUUCGUCAAAACAAGUAUCCCUUCAUAAGUCAUUCCACCAACUAGCUUCAAUACAUUGUGAGCUUAAAAGAUCAUCCAUGAACUUGAACACAAUUUUAGCCUCAAUGGGAUAUGAAAUGAAGAAGAAGUAUGACAAAUAUUGGGGGGAAAUUGAAAACAUCAACAAGUUUAUUUAUUUUGGCGUGAUUCUUGACCCUAGAUACAAGUUAGGAUAUGUAGAGUGGUGUUUUAAUGAUAUGUAUAAUGGCGAGUCGGUGCCUUUUACUAAUAUGAUUAAUGUGAUAAAAAAGGAGUUGUUUAAACUAUUCAAUUGGUACAAGGGUAUACAUGAAAAGCAACAUGGACCCUCUACUAGUCCUAAUGAGGGUGGUUCAUUUGGUGAUGGUGUUCCUAAUGUUGAAGUUCCAUCUCAUUUUGCAAGGGUUGAAGCUUUUAAAGAGCACCUUAAACAAAAAGAUUCAAUAGAUAAAAAAAUGAUCUUGAGAGGUAUCUAG
Messenger RNA from Lathyrus oleraceus (garden pea), 1767 nucleotides. RefSeq names its product zinc finger BED domain-containing protein RICESLEEPER 2-like. The transcript has a single exon. The record is from RefSeq and is a predicted model, not a curated record. Gene Ontology annotation, molecular function: DNA binding. Lineage: Eukaryota; Viridiplantae; Streptophyta; Magnoliopsida; Fabales; Fabaceae. The coding region runs from base 1 to 1767 and encodes 588 amino acids.